AUGUCAGAGAGAAGACAUUCUGGCCCAAAGGCCCCGACUGGUCUCAAUGAUGAGACGGCCGAAGAGGUCCACGACAUCAUGCACCAGGCCGAAGUGGAAGAGCAAAAGAUGCACGGAAAAGAUGCGCUGUGUCAGGAUGAUGUUGGACCAAGUGAGGAGGGAGAACAAAAAAAGAAGUCGGCGAUGGGCAAGGUUAAAGAGGCGCUGAAUCUGGGCAAAUAA
Messenger RNA from Fusarium tjaetaba, 222 nucleotides. RefSeq lists its product as uncharacterized. The coding region runs from base 1 to 222 and encodes 73 amino acids. The transcript is spliced from 2 exons. NCBI's taxonomy places the organism in Eukaryota, Fungi, Ascomycota, Sordariomycetes, Hypocreales, Nectriaceae. The record is from RefSeq and is a predicted model, not a curated record.